This is a messenger RNA of Peronospora farinosa, 384 nucleotides long. The record is from the annotation of a GenBank genome assembly. NCBI's taxonomy places the organism in Eukaryota, Oomycota, Peronosporomycetes, Peronosporales, Peronosporaceae.
AUGAUGAACCUCGAGAGCGAAGAGCUACGCAUGCGCCAGAGCAUUCUGUACACUGUCGGUCGCAUUUGUGACGAUGAAGGUCCGCAGAAGCAAAACUACGGGCAUCAUACUAGACCUGUCAUAUCUAAAGAGGCCAUGGCGUUAAUAGCUGACCUCGUGUAUAAACAAUCCGAAGUGAUGGCAACAGACCUGCAGUUUUUCGCACGUCAUGCGAACCGGAAAAUCAUUAAGUCAGAGGACGUUAUGCUUUGUGCUAGGAAACACCCUAAUUUGACCAAUUUGUUGCAAAAGUACCAGCGAGAAACGUCGACUUCUACUUCCGCGACGUCAACAAGUUCCAAGAAGAGACGCAGGAAUUUUACAGACUUGGAUGAAAUUCACUGA